CACUGACAUCCCGUCUAUAUCCAAGAAAUGUUGACAUUACGUAUCACUCGUGCACCGCUCGGCGCUUGUUCACUUCCGGAGUCAAUUCCGCCCAUCGGGAACUAAUUGCACUAGCGAAAUCGAAUUUGACGUCAAAGUUGCCAAGCGGCGCACGGUUUCUCCCACCCCACCAUCAGCUCAUCUCCGUCAUUCCGUCUCGUCCCCAAUUCAAACCACCAAAAACAACCGCAAUGGCCUCCCUCCUCCCCGUCUUCCGUCCUGUCCUCCGGACUCUCGUCCGCAGCUCUGUCGCGGCCCCUCGCUUCAUCGCCGCUAAGCCCCGCGUCUUCGCCGCCUCUACCCGCCGCUUCGCCGCUCCCUCGUUCGCUAACAAGGAGCAGCCGCGUCUGCGCCUCGGCUCCGAUGCCCCGAACUUCACCGUCGCCACCACCCACGGCGAGCUGAACUUCCACGACUACAUCGGCAACUCAUGGUGCAUCCUCUUCUCGCACCCCGCGGACUUCACGCCCGUGUGCACGACCGAGCUCGGUGCCUUCGCAAAGAUGCGUCCGGAAUUCGAUGCCCGCAACGUCAAGCUGAUCGGGCUCUCCGCCAAUGGUCUGGAGCAGCACGAGAAGUGGGUUCAGGACAUCGACGAGGUCACCGGCUCCAAGAUGCACGCGGGCUCUGACGGGUCAUUCCCCGUCAUUGCCGACGAGACCCGCGAGGUCGCGUGGCUGUACGAUAUGGUUGAGCAGAGCCAGAUCGAGAAUCUCGCUACUGCCUUCACCAUCCGCAGUGUUUUCAUCAUCGACCCUGCCAAGAAGAUCAGGUUGAUCAUGACCUACCCGGCGAGCACCGGACGCAACACCGCAGAGGUUCUCAGGGUCGUGGAUUCCCUCCAGACCGCCGACAAGAACGGAAUUGCUACGCCCGUCAAUUGGCAGGUUGGCGAGGACGUCAUUGUCCCCCCUACCGUGACGACCCAUGACGCGAAGAUGAAGUUCGGCGCCGAGAACGUGAAGGAGCUGAAGCCGUACUUGAGGUACACCAGUCUGAAGAAAUAGAUUUCUUCCCCGCUCGCUCCCAUAGAUGUCUACACACAGAUAGAUAAAAGUAGCUGUAUCUAUACACGGUUAGAACACAUUUUUUUCUCUCUGCAUAUAUAUCACCUGGCCUUCAAGAACAGUUGAUAUUUCUUCGCACCAAUCGUCUAAACAAACAGCAAUCAAACAUCUACGCAGGCCCAUAUUCCACCUCUAACUCAUGGGCCGUCCACAGCAACUAUUGACCUGUGCAAAACACCCGCUACAGUAAAAGUGCCCACAGUUCGCCUUCUUAUCUGCGCCGUCGGUGUCACAGGCAGUACAGCUUUCUCCGCCAGCCGGGGCGGAAGGGGCAGGAGCCUGAGCAGGCGUCGGGGCCGGGGCCUGGGCUGGUACAGAAGCAGGAGCAGGAGCAGGAGCAGGAGUAGGUGCAGGAACUGGUGCAGGGGUAGGGCGGGG
Tricharina praecox is the source of this 1484-nucleotide messenger RNA. RefSeq names its product mitochondrial peroxiredoxin PRX1. The record is from RefSeq and is a predicted model, not a curated record. The transcript is spliced from 3 exons. Gene Ontology annotation, biological process: cellular response to oxidative stress; cellular oxidant detoxification; cell redox homeostasis. Gene Ontology annotation, molecular function: thioredoxin peroxidase activity. Gene Ontology annotation, cellular component: mitochondrion; cytosol. NCBI's taxonomy places the organism in Eukaryota, Fungi, Ascomycota, Pezizomycetes, Pezizales, Pyronemataceae. The coding region runs from base 231 to 1046 and encodes 271 amino acids.